GGAAACGAAACGUGGUCUGAACAAUUUUCGUUCCUCCGGUCUUGUGGCUAUAAAACCUGCCACGGGCUUCCAGAGACAGACCAGUAUUUCGUGAAUCUCCACUGAAGGAAGCCAAGUUUUUUUUCUUUCUUUUAGUCCUGAGUAAGGAGAAGAGAAAAUUUUGAGGUCCUUCAUAAGUGUUGAUUGAACUUUUUCUUCAUUGAAAUGGCAUCCUUGUUUCAGUAUUCCUUUGUCAUCAUCUGCUGUGCAGUAAUUGCUCAAGGAUCAUCUGGGGACAGAUUUCCUGUGGGUGUGGACCCUGCAGCAUGUCCCAAUUAUCCAUUUUGUGAUGUCAACACAGAUCCCAGGGGCCACCAGCAGAGCCCUCAUGGGUACUCAGGCCCAAUUGUCCAGAACCAGCAUCCUCAGCAAUACAACCCAGCAAGUCGCCUAGCAGCUGCAUAUGGUCCAUCCUCAAAUGCCAUUUCCAGACCAGCCCAUUUGCCCCAACAACAAUACAUUCCAGCACCUCAACCAGCACCAUACAACCCUCACCAGCAACAAUACAACCCUGCUUAUCUCCAACCCCAGCAGCCUGCUUAUCAAGCUCAGCCUCAACCACAGCACCACAGCCAAGCACCUCCAAGGUACCAACAUGUUCCUGCCCCAGCACCUCAUCAUCAACCUGCUUACCACACCAACAGCAUCCACCCACAGUCCAGGAGCAUUGAACCUGCAUUUCCCAAAGCUCCUGUUCAACACUACAACCAGCCCCAGCAGGUGCCCAGCAGUGGACAUGGAGAUCUAGGUGGAGCCAAAUACCCUGCAGGAGUGGACCCAGCAUCUUGCCCAAAUUUCCCUUACUGCCACAAUGGAGGCAGUGAUGGGAACCAUCAGGUUGCCACUAGGAAUGCACCUCAGUACCACCAAAGGCAGCAGCAGCAGCAACCAGCACAUGCUGCUGGGGGGUAUCCUGGUGGAGCACAUCCCCAUGGCAGCUUUUUGCGCCACUAAUGGGAUGCUUUGCAAAAUUUCAGUGAUUAAUUUCACAAGGAUGAUGGCAUUUUUUUCUAGGUCUUCUUGACAGAUUUUGAUUUGGCAUUCUUGACUUUUUCCCCCCUUGUGAAUUUCAUGGCAAAUGCAUUUUCAUUAGGUAAA
Messenger RNA from Notodromas monacha, 1137 nucleotides. Lineage: Eukaryota; Metazoa; Arthropoda; Ostracoda; Podocopida; Cyprididae. The record is from the annotation of a GenBank genome assembly.